AUGAGUGUCAUAACUGAAAUCCAAGGUGAUCUCUUCGAUGCACCGGAGGGUGCAGCUUUAAUCCACGCGUGUAACUGCCAGGGGUCUUGGGGGAAGGGGAUCGCGGCGACUUUCAAGGAGAAGUACCCCGCUGCCUACCGAAUCUUCCGCUCCCACUGCCAGCAAUAUCUCUCCCACCCUCAGACAUGGACGCAGACACAGACAGAGACAGAGACACGCCCCAUCCCCGUCCGCGUCCCGAGCACAGACCCAAGUCGCCAGCAGCCACGCGCUCUCAAGCUGCCCGAGGGGACGGCGUUGAUAAUUCCACCGCAGCCAGCGGACUACCAGCCACAGCUACAGCCACAGCCCCAAACAGCACCGCUAUCAAAUCGCGGGCGCGGACGUGGACGUGGACGUGGACGAGCUGGCGGCGGGGCAUUACGCGGCUCCAGGGGACUGACGGCACUGCCGAGGCCAGCAGGGAAGAAGCAUUGGAUCAUCUGCCUAUUUACAUCGUGGCACUAUGGGCGGUGGAGUCGGAGCCCGCCCGAUAUCAUUCUCGAAAAUACGAUGUCAGCCAUGGCGGAUUUGAAAAGGCAGAUUGCCGCUGCUGCCGCUGCGAGUUCUACUACUUCUCCUGCCACUACCACCACCACCACCACAGCGCUGGCUGCGACUGGGGGUUGUGAAGAAGAACAGCUCGGCGAAUUAUGGGGAUGCAGAUUGAAUGCGGGUCUUUUUGGAGUGCCGUGGGAGCGGACAAGGGCGGUUCUCGAAGAGGCGGGAUUGGCGGUGACGAUUGCUCAGCCGCCGGGGAGUGGAUAUGAGUGA
Messenger RNA from Histoplasma capsulatum G186AR, 813 nucleotides. RefSeq lists its product as uncharacterized. The transcript is spliced from 3 exons. Gene Ontology annotation, biological process: peptidyl-glutamate ADP-deribosylation. Lineage: Eukaryota; Fungi; Ascomycota; Eurotiomycetes; Onygenales; Ajellomycetaceae. The record is from RefSeq and is a predicted model, not a curated record. Bases 1 to 813 code for a protein of 270 amino acids.